Parnassius apollo (apollo) is the source of this 462-nucleotide messenger RNA. The record is from the annotation of a GenBank genome assembly. NCBI's taxonomy places the organism in Eukaryota, Metazoa, Arthropoda, Insecta, Lepidoptera, Papilionidae.
AUGGGCCGGAAGAAAUCUAAUUUCGUCUAUAAAUAUUUUAUAUAUGAUGAACAUCAAAAACAUUCCACAUGUACUGUCAAUGACUGUGGUGCAGUUAUAAAGGAUAAUCAUGGAACAAAUUUAUUAAAACAUAUGAAGAAGCAUCCUGUGCAAUAUAAGCUUAUACUUCAAGAGAAUAGCGCAGAAAGUGAAGAACACGUCGAAGGAAAUAGAAAGAAAAAAUCCAACCAAGAUUUCGAAAUUAAAGUGAUGGAUGAAUGUAUAAAUUUAGUAACGACAUGUGGGAGACCGCUAACUUUGAUUGACGACAAACCUUUCCAAAAGAUAUUGGAUAUGGCAAAGGCAGGAUGCUCACAUAGUCCCAUAAACUCUCACAAAAUUCGUGAAGCCACCCAAAACAAAGCUGACAAUUUGUGUGAUGAUAUUGCUUCAAAGAUUAAAAAAAAAACUUAUAAGUCUUAA